AUGGGUGGAUCUCAAUAUUACCAAGACACGGUGUCCUCCAUCAAAGCUUAUCAGCGUCGAGCCAAAGCGAAGGAAAAUUGGACAGAACCGACCGACCUCCCGAAUACAGUGAUCUCCUUCGCCGAGGAGGAAACAGCAGGAAUCGAUAUACCACACAACGAUCCAUUGGUGAUCGAAUUCACGAUCAGGGAUCACGAUGUAGCGAGGGUGAUCAUCGAUACUGGGAGCUCGGUAGACGUCAUUUUCAGGGAAACGCUCAGAAAGAUGGGAAUCGAUCUCUCCGAGGUGACGGCGAUCCCCAAACCUAUAACCGGAUUUUCAAGAGAAACAACGAUGACUAUGGGAACAAUUAGGCUCCCUGUGGUAGCUGGCGGAGUCACUAGGAUCGUCGAAUUCUGCGUCACCGAUCACCCAGCAAUCUACAAUGUGAUUAUGGGAACUCCAUGGAUCAACGCGAUGAGGGCGGUCCCUUCCACCUAUCACCUCUGCCUCAGAUUCCCGACUGCAGCAGGCAUCAAAACGAUCUGGGGAAAUCAGAAGGAGUCGCGAAUGUGCUGCCUAGCGGAGCACAAGCUGAAGAACCCUAUCGCGGAGAGCCACGAAACGCGCGCCGAGUCGGUAUGUGAUGCAGUGGACUCGGUGUGCAUAGAUGAAGCGCGUCCAGAACGAUGCGUCGAAAUUGGAGCAAAACUAGAAGAGCCUCUGCGAAGCAAACUUCUUUCCCUCCUCAAAGAGAACAUCAACACUUUUGCCUGGACAGCGGAAGAUAUACCGGGCAUAAGCAUCGACGUGACCUGCCACGAGCUGAACGUGGACCCAACCUUCAAACCUAUCAAGCAAAAAAGAAGGAAACUCGGACCCGAACGAGCCAAAGCGGUUAACGACAAAGUGGAGAGAUUGCUCAAAGUAGGAUCAAUCGCCGAUGCCAAAUAUCCAGACUGUCUUGCGAAUCCAGUGGUUGUGAAGAAGAAGAACGGAAAGUGGCGGCUUUCCUCUACGCACAUCGACCGGCUCGUCGAAGCCACUGCGGGAAAUAGGCUGUUAACAUUUAUGGACGCGUUCUCCGGCUACAACCAAAUCCUGAUGCAUCCUGAUGAUCGGGAAAAGACGGCAUUUAUAACUGAUCGUGGGAUAUACUGCUACAAAGUCGUGCCGUUCGGACUCAAGAACGCAGGGGCAACAUAUCAACGGCUCGUGAAGAGAAGGAUCAUAUCGCGCACCUACAAGAAUGCUUCGAGCAGUUGA
Eutrema salsugineum is the source of this 1245-nucleotide messenger RNA. RefSeq lists its product as uncharacterized. The transcript has 3 exons. The record is from RefSeq and is a predicted model, not a curated record. The coding region runs from base 1 to 1245 and encodes 414 amino acids. NCBI's taxonomy places the organism in Eukaryota, Viridiplantae, Streptophyta, Magnoliopsida, Brassicales, Brassicaceae.